This is a messenger RNA of Quercus robur (English oak), 744 nucleotides long. RefSeq lists its product as uncharacterized. The transcript has 2 exons. The record is from RefSeq and is a predicted model, not a curated record. The coding region runs from base 1 to 744 and encodes 247 amino acids. NCBI's taxonomy places the organism in Eukaryota, Viridiplantae, Streptophyta, Magnoliopsida, Fagales, Fagaceae.
AUGAAAAGGAAACUGCACCGUGCGCAACGGAAGCGUCCCCUUUCUAGCUUAGACACAAGCGACGAAGAAAACCACAAUUAUAGGCAAAGGUCAAGAACCCCACCAAGUGAGACCUUCUCCUAUGAGGAUGAACACCAUCAUAAAUGCAGCCACAGAAGUCCAACCCGUAAAGGCCUAGUGAACGACGCCAUGAGCAAGGCCCUGGAUCGAAUCUCCAAGUCACCCUUCACAUGCAAGAUAGAAUGGGCUGAGCUUCCUCGACGAUUCCACCAACCUACUUUCACUAUGUACAAUGGUCGAACAGUCCCCGUGAAGCACGUGAGCCAGUUCAACCGAAGGAUGGUCGUUCAUUCCAAAGAUGAGGCUUUGAUGUACAAAGCCUUCGGUUCUCGCUUCAUCACGAGCAGCAAGGUUCCUUGGCUUUUGGAUUCCCUCCUGCCUUUGUCCAUGCGAGAAGGGGAGACCCUAAAGGCCUACUCAGAUAGGUAUUGGGAGAUGUAUAAUGAAAUAGAGGGUAACUAUGAUGACGUCGCGAUCAGUACCUUUAAGAGCGGCCUCCCAACUGAGCACGGUUUAAGAAAAUCCCUAACAGGAAAGCCUAUCACCAGCCUACGCCAACUCAUGGACCGAAUCGACAAGCAUAAAUGGGUUGAAGAGGACCAGCAGUUGGGUAAGGGCAAAGUGAAGUUUGUCCCUCAAGAAAGGAGGGACUUCAAGUCAGACCGAUUUAACAACAACAACUAG